AUGUCUGUAGCAACAAAUCUAACAAAUAAUUCUACUCAACUCGUGCGUACAAAUUGGUCGGGAGUCAAUUCCACUGCAGCGGCAUCACCCACAUCGACAAAUAAUACGCCUGUCACUCCAAUUUCGAUGACUUCGCCUUUAAUUUCCUCAUCAUUAACAACAGUAACUGAUCAAAAUAAUAAUACAAAUGUCAUGGCACAAUCGCCCUCGUCAGUGCAUAAUAAUGGCCGAUCUUUAUUUCAUUCAUCAUCAUUAAUGGCAUUGGAACGAACAAUACAAACGUAUCCUUUGACAAACUAUACAUUUGGAACGAAAGAUGCUUUGUAUGAACGUGAUAGUUCUGUCCAAGCAAGAUUUCAACGCAUGAGAGAAGAAUUUACAACGAUGGGAAUGCGACGUAGUGUCGAAGCGGUUCUCUUAGUUCAUGAACAUAAUUUACCUCAUGUACUUUUACUUCAAUUGGGCACGACAUUCUUUAAAUUACCCGGUGGAGAAUUAAACCCUGGUGAAGAUUCAAUUGAAGGUUUGAAACGUUUGUUAAACGAAACGUUAGGCCGACCGGAUUCUGUUCAACAGAAUACUUGGCUUGUGGAAGACGUCAUUGGCAACUGGUGGCGUCCUAAUUUCGAAGCACCACGUUAUCCAUACGUACCUGCUCAUAUAACUAAACCUAAAGAACAUAUAAGACUGUACCUCGUUCAACUUGGUGAAUCGUCGAUGUUUGCAGUUCCACGCAAUUACAAAUUAGUAGCCGCACCUCUGUUCGAAUUGUAUGACAAUGCUUCUGGCUAUGGUCCAAUCAUCUCAAGUUUACCACAAACAUUGAGUCGAUUCAACUUUAUUUAUAACUGA
Molecule: messenger RNA, 852 nt
Organism: Adineta ricciae
Lineage: Eukaryota; Metazoa; Rotifera; Eurotatoria; Adinetida; Adinetidae
Source: the annotation of a GenBank genome assembly